This is a messenger RNA of Corythoichthys intestinalis (scribbled pipefish), 3348 nucleotides long. It is a transcript of the gene pcsk1nl, whose product is annotated as proprotein convertase subtilisin/kexin type 1 inhibitor, like. The transcript has 5 exons. Lineage: Eukaryota; Metazoa; Chordata; Actinopteri; Syngnathiformes; Syngnathidae. Bases 222 to 1070 code for a protein of 282 amino acids. Gene Ontology annotation, biological process: negative regulation of endopeptidase activity. The record is from RefSeq and is a predicted model, not a curated record. Gene Ontology annotation, molecular function: endopeptidase inhibitor activity.
UCCUCACUGUUUGCACUCGCUCUCUUUUUCUUGCCGCUCUCCCUGCUCUCUCGUCAAUCCUGCUUUCUAUCAUUAUUCACCAUCCUCACUUGCUCAUCUUUCUCCACAACUCCCCCCCCUUUCUCAUUUUCUCUCAUCCAACCCCCCUAUUCACAUAUCUCUUCCUCCCCCUUUCAGCCACCUCCUUGUUGUUGGCGGUCUGUCUGUGUUCAGUAGUCAGAAUGGCGUCGCUCGGCCUCCUACUGUGCGGUGUCGCACUGCUCCAUGUUGUACAGUGUGGACUUGCAGCUCGUGGAGGAGCAAGACGUCAGAAUCUGUUGGCCUAUGACGACAACCGCAACGACGUGAUGUUACACCCAGCAUACUACCAAUCAGAAGGCUGGAGUGGGCGCAGCUUGGAGGAAGCCCUUCAGCAAUUGUUGGAGAGGAGCCAAAAACGGGAACAGGAGAACAAGGAGCAGCGGGCAGCAGCAUACUUGGCGACUUUGCUCCGCCUCCUUGCCAAGACGGAAGCCACAGGACUGGCUGAAACAAAAGAUGUGCGGAUGGAGGAGGAGGAUGACUUCCAGGGCCCGGGUCUGAGUAUGAGGAGGCGCCCCACAACCUGGUGGACUAGCAUGACGCCACAGCUGCUUCAGGCCCUGCUAGACAGGAUGGAUCUGCAGGUAGGUGGAGCUCCACCAGCAAGGAUGAAACCUCGCCGAUUCCGCAGUGAUGAACAUGACAGUGGAAGUGACAAUGAUGAUGUGAGACGUCUACUCGCUAGGAUCCUUCCAAUCGUUGGCUUCGACUAUGCUCCUUCCACUCGGCGAUCACGACGGGAUUUGUCGGUAUUGGAGCCUGUGGGAACCGCCCAUAGGAGAAGCCGCCGUUCCCUGGAGGAUGACGCGUUGCGGUCACCCAGCAAUGAGCCACUGCUUAGGGUUAAGAGGCUGGGUGAUGAAGAACAAGAAGAGCUGCAGUUUCGAAUGGUGGCAAAUGCAAACGUUCAACAACAUAGUGGCCGACGCCGGAGAGCCGUCCUAAACCAUGCGCUGCUUGACCAGAUUGUCAACUACAUGAGGAAGUAGAAAACAAAGCGAGUAAAGGAAGGAUAGGGUGUUGUGUUCAGAAGUAUCAUCUUUAUUGUCAUAAUCACAAGUAUAUCCGUGAUGUGUCCUCGUUAUGGGGUCAACUUACGUUGCAACUGAGUGAAAAUCUUCAAAACAGCCCAAUUAUAGGUAUGUGCCCCCUGCUUGAACCAUGUAAGAUCAGGGGUGAGUAAUAACAUUUAAAAAUGAUGUACCACAAUUGCUCACAAACAUCUUUAGAGACAUCCUAUAACUGAGCCUUUGCACAGAUUAGGUGCAACUAUCGUUAAUGUGUAGGCCUAACCUACCUUUGGCGACAAAAUUGUGUAGGAAGAAUGGCACACAAACACACACACUACACUCAGGAUGAUUUAUUUGGAAACAUUAGAAAAUCGGGCCAUUUUAUGACUUCAGUUGGGUAUCAGACAAUGAGCUUAACUACUUGCCCAAAGCUGCUCCACCUUACAUUGUCAUGGAUUUUGUUUGGAUUGUUUGGAUUUUGCUUGAUUUUUGGGGAGUGAAAUUCAAUGUGGCAUCACCAAGGACAUCAGUUGGAGCUGAGUGAUUGGUUUCUCCUUGCCGUAUUUGUGCACUAUAGCUUGUCAUGCGACUACUGGUAUUCGUGCCUCUGUGGCAAUCUGUAAUCAAAGGUGACAAAACAUCAUGUGCCGACUUAAAUAAACAGAAGACAUCAACUAAUACGCUUGGUUAUGUUAUGCUAACAUCAGCACCAAAGUAACCAGUAGCUUGAACAAGCAUCCAAAAAAUUGAGGAUUUUGAACCAUGCCUGUGUAACCGGUGUUGAAUGGAUCCACGCCAUGCGACCCGAUCCAAUCCCCCUUGUCCAGGUCAGGACUUGAACCCGUGCGCACGAUGCGUCCACCACGGCAGGCGGAUGCGCUGACCACCAAGCCAAAAACCCCAGGCUAGCUGCUUUGGCCGCCAGCGCACCCACGUGAAGGCAUUGGGAGGGAAGUUUCCACGCACCGCACACUACGGACCCGCGUGUAGCCUGUACACCUUUCAAGUUUUUGUUAUAAAUCUUGUAGCUCUCAUUCUGAAAAAUGAUCUGCCUGGAGUAUAAUGAGAAACGAAGAAAUUCUUUCCUUUCUUUUCCUCUUUUAUUUUGAAGAUUUAGUUGAAGACCAAGUUCACAUAAACUUCAUUUAACAUGUCAAAGACAUGCACACACGCAAAGCCCCCCUAUCCCACAUAUCAAGGGCGUAGGUUUGGUCUCAACAUUGUUAGGGACGAUAUAACAGCAUAACCUGCAUGUACACUUUUUGCUGGGGACGGGACAUUAAUAAGACCAAACAGAUUGGGUGAACGGGGUCCAGGGCUACAUUAUUCACGAAUUUGAACCUAAUUAAUUGAUAGGCUAAAUGAUUCAUUCAAAAUACAUCUGUAUUGACUUAUACUUUCAUAUGUUAGGGUUCUGGUUCAGGUGAUACAACGUUCAAUUCAAACCUUUGUUUUCAAAAACUACUAAAGAACCAGUUUGAAAACUUCCAGAAUAUAUGUCUGGAUUUUAUUAACAAAUUUAAACUGCAAUAUUUGAACAUAACUCAAAUUAUAUUGACAUACACAAUAAAUACAAACUUGUUAAUAAUCUCUUAACUAUACAGGAAUGCAAAAAAAAAUAAACAUUUGUCUAAGGACCACUCAACAUUGUCUGUUUAAAUGAAGAAAUUAAAUAUAACUGAAACUGAUGUUGAUGCCUUUUCCUCCGAAGAGCUCUACUUUUGUCUCAUCUGACCAGGAGCAUUCUUCAAAAAAUUUUUUUGGUUUUCUCGGGUAAGUUUUGGCAAACUCCAGCCCGGCUUUUUUAUGUUUCUCGGUCAGAAGUGGGGUCUUCCUGGGUAUCCUACCAUAGAGUCCCGUUUCGUUGAGACACUGACGGAUUGUAAGGGUUUACACCAGGGGUGUCCAAACCUUUUGCAAAGGGGGCCAGAUUUGAUGUGGGGGCCGACCUUGGCUGACAUUAUUUACGUAGAACAAUAUAUUUAAGAAAAUGUUAGCAAGCCAUUCAGUGUAUCACAUUUGCUUUAUUAUUUUUUUAAUUAAUCAUUUCAACAAUCUCGCAACCAUCCUUUGUGGCAUUUUCUUUCGACUCUCGGGCUCUUGCGAAAUACUGGUGCUGUGAAAUUAAACUAGCUUCAAGUUGCUUCAAUUUCUCGCUGCGUAUCUUCCCUGUAAUCUGGUCGUAUAUGUCAGAAUGUCUUGUUUGGUAAUAUCGCCUCACAUUGCACUCUUUAAAAACAGCGACUAUCUCUUUGCA